AUGGCUUGCUGCACAUUGCAAAUGGUGGCCCUGCUGCUUGGAAGCAUUGGCAUGGUUGGAACUUUUACUGUCACUCUGAUGCCUCAGUGGAAAGUAUCUGCCUUCACUGGAAACAACAUUAUAGUCUUUGAGAAGAUUUGGGAAGGCCUGUGGAUGGUGUGCGUCAGCCAUAUCAACAAGUACCAGUGCAAAUUCUAUGGAUCUCUGUUGGCCCUUCCACCUGCUUUAGAAGCAUCCCGGGGACUCAUGUGCACAGCUUGUGGGUUGUCAGCGGUUACCUUUCUGAUUGCCAUUGCAGGUAUGAAGUGCAUCACGUGGCCUGUUAGCAACGAGCAAAUGAAGAGCAAGAUUUUGUUGGCCGCUGGAGGGAUUUUUCUCCUGACUGGGGUUAUUGUGUUGAUUCCUGUUUCCUUGGUUGCCAACAAUAUCAUCAGAGACUUCUACAAUCCAGUAAACCCACUUGCCCGGAAACAUGAAUUAGGAGCUGCCCUCUAUUUAGGUUGGAUCACCUCAGUAUUUCUAAUCAGUGGAGGAGCCAUGUUUUGUAGCUUCUGCCACUGUGCAGAAAAAUCUGGAGGAUACCGAUAUUCAUCACCAGCCAGUCACAGACUGAACAAACCUGAAGACGUCAGAAGGAAGCCUUUAAGUGUGAACACCUAUGUCUGA
Molecule: messenger RNA, 666 nt
Organism: Hemicordylus capensis (graceful crag lizard)
Lineage: Eukaryota; Metazoa; Chordata; Lepidosauria; Squamata; Cordylidae
Product: claudin-8-like
Exons: 1
Coding region: 1-666 (221 amino acids)
Biological process (GO): bicellular tight junction assembly; cell adhesion
Cellular component (GO): bicellular tight junction; plasma membrane
Molecular function (GO): structural molecule activity
Source: RefSeq, a predicted model, not a curated record